Exophiala bonariae is the source of this 3960-nucleotide messenger RNA. RefSeq lists its product as uncharacterized. Gene Ontology annotation, molecular function: catalytic activity. The record is from RefSeq and is a predicted model, not a curated record. Gene Ontology annotation, biological process: nucleoside metabolic process. Bases 1 to 3960 code for a protein of 1319 amino acids. The transcript is spliced from 2 exons. Lineage: Eukaryota; Fungi; Ascomycota; Eurotiomycetes; Chaetothyriales; Herpotrichiellaceae.
AUGGCGGCCUCCCUCUACCCACGGCCGGUCAAUCGCAGUGCCUUCGAAAUAGCAAUCCUUUGCGCCUUGUCAAUCGAGUCUGAUGCCGUUGAAGCAUUGUUUGAUCAGUUCUGGGAAGAAGAUGACGUGCAAUAUGGCAAAGUCCCAGGAGAUCCCAAUUCCUACACUUUGGGUCGCAUCGGCCGACAUAAUGUGGUCCUGGCAUACAUGCCCGCCAUGGGCAAGAUCAGUUCAGCUACGGUCGCGGCCAGCUUCCGCGCCAGCUUCGCGCAUGUGCGACUUGGUUUGGUUGUUGGCAUAUGUGGUGGAGUGCCUCGACUAGCGGGCCAUGUGGAAGACAUCUUCCUGGGGGACGUGAUCAUUAGCACUGGAAUCGUUCAGUUCGAUUUCGGGCGACAGUUUACGGAUAGGAUGAUUCGGAAAGAUACUCUGCAAGACAGCCUCGGACGACCAAACCACGAGAUUCGAGCUUUCUUAAAAAAGCUGCAAGGCUGGCGGGCACGAUCCGAGCUGCGGCGCCAUAUCUCCGAAUACGUCCACGAAGUGUGCGACAAGGAGUGGUUCGGGCCUUGGGCCACGCCAGGACCCGAUGAAGAUACUCUUUAUCGGGCUGACUACCGUCAUAAACAUCAAGAUCCCAUUGAAUGUGAAAUAUGUGCCCGGUGUUUAAGCGCAGAAGAUCCUGUCUGCAAUGCCGCCCUCGAGUCCUCUUGUGCACAGCUGGACUGCGACCAACGCUAUCUAGUCCUUCGCCAGCGCCCUCCAAAUUCCGGACCUACCGUUCACUUCGGAUUAGUGGCGUCGGGCGAUGUUGUUGUCAAGUCCGGGUUGUAUCGUGACCGUAUUGCCGCCGAGGAGAAGGUGAUUGGGUUUGAAAUGGAAGGCGCUGGCGUCUGGGACAGCUUUCCUACUGUUGUGAUCAAGAGUGUCUGCGACUAUGGGGAUAGUCAUAAAAACAAAAUAUGGCAACGACACUGCGCGAUUGUAGCUGCGGCGGCUGCCAAAGGGUUUCUUCGCCAGUGGCGAGGGGCAGACAUUCCGAUUUCCCCUCCACCAGAGGCCAACCAGGAUAUUUUACCAAGAUCAUCGGAUUCCCGCACAUGGCACAUGACGUACGGUGGUUCUGCUUACAUCAUGCUGAGACUGGAUGCACAGCGCCACAGCGAAUCUCCCUCAGGUGAAGUCUCGCAGGGCCAUUUUCAGACUUACCCGGCCCCAGACAAUCCUUGGUUCCAAACAACUCCAACACCACCAACCAUAGGUGAACUUCCGUUCCACACUAAACCGGGCCACGGCAACAAGGCCAACCCUGAACAAGCCUGGAUAGGAGGAGCGUCAGAUAGAAGCGCUGAAAUUCGUGGACAAGCAUCUUCUUUCGCAAAAGUCCGCGAUUAUAAUCAUGCAAUAACUACCAAGGUUGAAAACAUCAUCUUGCAGAAGCUUGCCUUCCGAGGUAUGGGUGACAGAGAGCAAGAUAUAAAAGACAAUUAUCCGGAGACCUUUCAGUGGAUUUUCAAAGAACCCUCUCACGAUGAUAGCCUCGAGGGCACAAAUUUUAUCAACUGGCUGCGCCAUGGGGCCGGUUGUUACUGGAUCAACGGGAAAGCAGCCUCUGGAAAAUCUACACUCAUGAAAUUUAUCAUAAAGCAAAAGGAGACCAAAGAGGCUCUCAAAAUAUGGACGGGAGGCGACCGCCUUCAUUCCUCAAGCUUCUUUUUCUGGCAUCUUGGCAACAGGCUUCAGAAAAGCCAGGCAGGCUUGCUCAGGUCAAUAUUAUUCUCAGCCCUCGACGCAACAAGACCACUCAUUAGAAAAGUGUUUCCGGACUACUUUACAGAGCUGGCGGAGUACGAGACUAUUGCAGCCAGGAAUAAUGGGCAGGCCCCACUCGGUGUUCCGGUGCCUGGCGACUUGACCGACCAAGAGUAUAGACGGGCUUUCCACAAAAUCCUGCAGGCUAUGCCUGAGGGUUGCAAAAUCUGCUUCUUCAUCGACGGCAUCGACGAAUAUGAGGGAAAUUGUUAUGAAAUCUCCGAGCUUCUUAAAAAGAGUUGCGGACCCCGUGUGAAGAUGGUUCUGUCAAGCCGCCCUAUACCACCUUGUGCUAUGGUUUUUAAAGGUUGCGCGGGCCUGAGAUUGCAAGAUCUAACGAGGCCCGAUAUCGAACUUUAUAUUAACUCGAUUAUUUGGAAGCAUUCAAGAAUGAAACACCUCAUCAAAGUCGAACCAGUGAGGGCCGCUCGCUUGGUCACAGAGUUGGUAAAUCGAGCCUCGGGAGUCUUCUUGUGGGUAGUCUUGGUAACAACUAACCUCAUGAGCGGUCUCAAUAAUUUCGACACAAUGGAUGACCUAGAAGCAAGACUAGACUAUUUUCCAAGGGAACUUGAAAAACUCUAUCAGCAUAUCAUGGAACAGGUAGAGCCGCUAUAUCGCCGUAAGGCCUUCGAACUCCUGCAGAUCGCUCUUCGUGGUCUAGACACCGAUGCAGAUCUCACAGUUCUAAAGCUUUCAUUUGCGGACGAGGAAGAUCCAACUACCGUAUUGCGGCCGAAUUGGAGAGCACCUGACAACGUUGUCUUGAAACUGAGAAUGGAAGAGAUGGAAGCACGCAUGUCAAGCAGAACUCGAGGUUUGCUCGAAUCGGCAAAGUCGUCCGAGAUGUCAGAUCCUUUCCUUGGGCCUGGGCCCAGGGUCAGAUUUCUGCACAAGUCCGUCGCCGAUUACUUGAGACAGCCACAAGUGUUGGACUUUCUUACUGGAUUUACAUCCGCCACCUCGUUCAAUACGUCAGUGUCACUGCUUAGUUCGACUCUGCACAUGGCGAAAAUAUUCGAGAAUGACCUCUUGAACAGAGGAUGGCAGCCAGCACUUAACAUAGCGACCAAUCAAAGCAGGCAGCACAUCAUCCACGUCAUAGUGCGAGAGGCGCAAGAAGCAGACCACGCCGGAUUUGAUAUUUCAGAGUAUAUCAACGAGUUCAGCCGUUGGGAAGGGGAAACCGGAGGCUAUGGACGUUGGUUUGGGAGCUUCCCACAUCCCUUACCACUUGAGCCACCGUCAACCGCGAAACCAAGCAAUCUGCGAAGGGAAAUUUUCCUUCGUGCUUGGUACGGACUCGCCAAUAGCACAAUCACAUAUCUAGCGGCUCAACCUCAGGGCACGAUCAAUGAAGAAUGUCCUGACAUCCUUUGGUCAACAGCGAGUAAACUUCGUUUGCAAACUUGCUCCAACAAUGUCGAGCUGCAAGGAAUGCUCAGCACGAUUGAGGUUCUUCUUCGGCAUGGAUCAAAUCCCAACUUUGUGGUAAACGGGCAAACUGCCUGGGGAAAUCUACUUGUCCAGAUUCUCGAUUGGGAUAUCUCAAGCAAGAAAAGCAUUUCAAAAUACUGGACAUUGCUCGAAGUAUAUUUUCAACUUAUUGUCAUUAUGCUGAAGAGUGGCGCCGAUCCGCACAUCGUCAUUGUCGGAGAGGUCGUUAUGAAAGAUGCAAGUAUCUUGCUGGGUGAUGACAGCGCUGCUUUCACAUCCGAGAGGUCAGUAGCCGCCUGGAUUGAUGAUCGCCAAGCUUAUUUUUCAAACUCCGCUACCGUCCCACAAUGGGCGAUGGACACGAUUUCCCAUUGCUGUCGCGAAGCGUCUUCAAUGCUGGUGGAUUCCAAGGCAUAUCCGUGGAGAAAAUCAUCUUCUGCCCACGAACCCUUUGACGAGAUGCUUCCCGAAACAAUUUACGCAAGUCUCCCCCCACGACUUGAGAAGAGACCGCGGAGCAGUGUCAUGCGUCUGUUUAGAAGAACUCCGAAAGAAAAACAACGGACGUCAGCGGGCGUAACAACGCCGGUUGUGGAAAAUCCCAAAGAGUCUUUUGAACGCCAGAGCAGUCCAUCAACCCCUGAGGCUCCUCUCAUUGUCGAUUACAAUAGUGCCAAACGCGUGCACCUACCAAAGAAGAUAUUGUUGUGA